This is a messenger RNA of Oenanthe melanoleuca, 5405 nucleotides long. It is a transcript of the gene APAF1, whose product is annotated as apoptotic peptidase activating factor 1. The transcript has 27 exons. Gene Ontology annotation, biological process: apoptotic signaling pathway; regulation of apoptotic process. NCBI's taxonomy places the organism in Eukaryota, Metazoa, Chordata, Aves, Passeriformes, Muscicapidae. Gene Ontology annotation, molecular function: protein binding; ADP binding. Bases 166 to 3912 code for a protein of 1248 amino acids. The record is from RefSeq and is a predicted model, not a curated record. Gene Ontology annotation, cellular component: apoptosome.
UGCGGCCGGGGCUCGGCGGGCUCGGCGCUGCCGGGGCUCCGCUGCCGCCAGCUGAGGGCACGCAGGGCCCGGCCGGGUUCCGCCGGGGCAGCUUAGGGGCCGGCGGCAGGGCGGGCUGAGCGCCUCGGCUGCUGUUCCCUUCGGCUGGAGAGCGGCACGGUAAAUAUGGAUGUCAAGAGUAGAAACUAUUUGCUUAUGAAUCGUCAAGCACUGGAAAAUGACAUCAAGACUUCUUAUAUUAUGGAUCGUAUGAUUUCUGAUGAAGUACUAACAUUACAGGAGGAGGAGAGAGUGAAGCAACAGAAUACACGGAAGGAGCGAGCAGCUAUGCUGAUAAACAUUAUUCUUACAAAAGAUAAUAAUUCCUAUAGAUCCUUUUAUAAUGCACUGCUCCAUGAAGGGUACAGAGAUCUUGCUGCUCUUCUUCAGGAUGGCAUCCCUGCUGUCUCCUCUGGUAACAGAAAGAGUUCAAUGGAUGGAAUGACUUCCUAUGUGAAGACCAUUCUCUGCGAAGGGGGCGUACCACAGAGACCAGUUGUGUUUGUCACUCGGCCAAAACUGGUAGAUGCUAUUAAAAAGAAACUGUACUGCUUGGGAAGUGAUCCAGGUUGGGUCACAGUUUAUGGAAUGGCAGGCUGUGGGAAGACUGUUUUAACAGCAGAAGCUUUAAGGGAUCCUCAGCUCUUGGAAGAUUACUUUCCAGGAGGAGUUCAGUGGAUCUCUGUUGGGAAACAAGACAAAGCAGGGCUCCUCAUAAAACUUCAGAAUCUCUGUAGUAGAUUGGAACAGGACUCCACUCUUUCACAAAGACCACUUAACAUUGAGGAGGCUAAAGAUCGUCUUCGUUUGCUGAUGUUACGCAAAUACCCCAGGUCUCUUUUGGUCCUGGAUGACAUUUGGGAUUCUUGGGUGUUAAAAGCAUUUGAUAAUCAAUGUCAGGUACUCAUCACAAGCAGGGACAGGAGUGUAACAGAUGCUGUGGCUGGCAAUAAAUACGAGGUUCAUGUAGAAAGUGGACUAGCACAUGAGAAAGGGCUGGAGAUUUUAUCCCUAUUUGUGAAUAUGAAAAUAUCAGAACUUCCAGAACAAGCUAACUCUCUUGUAAGAGAAUGCAAAGGUUCUCCUCUGGUGAUAUCCCUGAUAGGUGCAUUACUACGAGACUUCCCUAGCCGCUGGGAAUACUAUCUCAGGCAGCUGCAGAAUAAACAGUUCAAAAGAAUAAGAAAAUCUUCCUCCUAUGAUUAUGAAGCCCUUGAUGAAGCAAUGUCCAUAAGUGUUGAGCAGCUGGAUGACAAUUACAAAGACUACUAUAAAGACCUCUCUAUCCUCCCAAAAGAUGUUAAAGUACCUACUAAGGUUCUCUGUAUUCUUUGGGAUAUGGAAACUGAAGAAGUUGAAGAUAUACUACAGGAAUUUGUUAACAAAUCACUGUUGUUCUGUGAUCGGAAUGGGAAGUCAUUCCAUUAUUAUUUACAUGAUCUUCAGCUGGACUUUCUCACAGAGAAGAAUCGCAACCAGCUUCAGGAGCUACAUAAAAACAUAGUAAAUCAGUACAAGAAAUACUACAAGCUUAAUACACCUGUUCUGUCUCAAGAGGAUUGCAUGUACUGGUAUAACUUUCUAGCAUAUCACAUGGCAGGUGCCAAAAUGGAGCAGGAGCUCCGUGAUCUUAUGUUUUCUUUAGAUUGGAUUAAAGCUAAAACAGAGUUGGUAGGGCCUGCUCAUCUGAUUCAUGAAUAUGUAGAAUAUAGUUCAAUCCUGGAUCAAAAGGACAGCACAGUGCGUGAGAAUUUCCAGGAAUUUCUGUCUUUAAAUGGGCACCUUCUUGGACGGCAGCCAUUUCCUGACAUCAUUCAGCUGGGUCUUUGCCAGCCAGAGACAUCAGAGGUGUAUCAACAGGCCAAGCUACAUGCUCAAAGAGAAACAGGAACAUUUUAUUUGGAGUGGAUAAAUAAAAAAUCCUUGAAAAAUCUCUUCCGCCUGGUUGUUCGUCCACACAGAGAUGCAGUUUACCAUGCUUGCUUUUCUAAGGAUAGACAAAGAAUAGCAUCAUGUGGAGCUGAUAAAACACUUCAGGUGUUUAAAGCAGAAAGUGGAGAGAGACUCCUGGAGAUAAAUGCCCACGAUGAUGAAAUACUCUGUUGCGCUUUUUCUGCAGAUGGUGAAUUUGUAGCAACUUGUUCAAGUGAUAAAAAAGUCAAGGUCUGGAAUUCAAGAACAGGCCAGUGUAAGUGUGUAUAUGAAGAACACUCCGAGCAGGUCAAUUGUUGCCAGUUCAAUAACAAAAGUGGUCAGUACCUUCUAGCCACCUGCUCAAAUGACACUUACAUCAAAAUUUGGGAUUUGAAUAAAAAGUACUGUAGAAAUACGAUGAUAGGUCAUGACAAUUCUGUCAAUCACUGCAGAUUUUCACCAAAUGAUGAAUAUGUUGCUAGCUGCUCGACAGAUGGAACAGUAAAGCUUUGGGAAGCACGCUCAGGAAAUGAACUGAAAAGUAUUGAGAUAAAAGAUUUCUUCAAAAAUGCUGAUGAGCAACCAGAUGAUGUGGAGGUUUUAGUAAAGUGUUGCUCUUGGUCCAGAAAUGGUAACAUGAUUUUGGUGGUAGCCAAAAAUAAGCUUUUGCUUUUUGAUAUCGAAACGUGUGGUUUGUUAACUCAAGUCAUUGUCAGUCAUCACAGCACAAUCCAAUACUGUGACUUCUGUCCUGGGGAUGAGUUAGUAGCAGUUGCCUUGUCUCACUGUUCUGUUGAGUUAUGGAAUAUCAAGUCUUUAUCAAAAGUGGCAUAUUGCAGAGGACACACAAGCUGGGUUCACUGUGUGACAUUUUCACCAGAUGGAUCUUUAUUUCUGACUUCAUCUGAUGACCAGACAAUACGUAUCUGGGAAACAAAGAAGGUGUGCAAGUCUUCUGAUGCUGUGCUGAAAAGUGAACUAGAUGUUGUGUUUCACAAUGGUGAAGUGAUGAUUUUAGCCAUCUACAAUCAGAAGAAUUUACAACUUAUCAAUGGAAAUACAGACAAUGUUAUUAUGCAGACAGCUGCCCAAGAAUCUCCCAUUUCCUGCUGUUGCUUAAGUGAAGAUCUUAAAUUCGCAGCUUUUGGACUGGAGAAUGGAACAAUAAAGGUACUACAGUUGUCAGAUGGGAAGGUUCUGAAUUCCUGGGAGGCCUACAGGACAUCUGUGCAGCAUUGUCGAUUUACACCCGAUUGUCAGACUCUCAUCUUAAGUGCUCAUGAUUCAAUUAUACAGGUAUGGAAUUGGCAAUUGAGUGAAUGUGUGUUUUUAAGAGGGCACAAGGAAGCAAUCAAGGAUUUUAGACUUCUGGAAAAUUCAAAAAUUCUCUCUUGGUCAUUUGAUGGAACCGUUAAGGUUUGGAAUAUCACCACUGGAAACCCAGAAAAAGAUUUUGCUUGUCACGGAGGUGCUGUUCUUUCCUGUGCUGUUUCACCUGAUGGUAGUAAAUUUUCAUCUGCUUCUGCUGACAAAACUGCAAAGAUAUGGAGCUUUGAAAGUUCAUCUGUUCUUCAUGAACUGAAAGACCAUGAAGCCUGUGUGCGGUGCUGUACUUUCUCUCCUAAUAACAAACUGUUGGCCACUGGAGAUGACAAAGGAGAAAUAAGGAUUUGGGAUGCUUUAACAGGUGCAUUACUUCAUUUCUGCUCCCCAGUUACUGUAGAUGAAGGAGAAUCAACGCAUGUGGGUUGGGUAACAGACCUCUCCUUUUCUCCUGACAGUAAAAUGCUUGUAUCAUCUGGAGGCUAUCUUAAGUGGUGGAAUGUAAAUACUGGAGAAUCCUUACAAACCUUCUACACAAAUGGAACAAACCUCAAGUCAAUACAUGUGUCCCCUAAUUUCAAAGUAUAUGUGACUGUUGAUAAUCUUGGUAUUCUUUAUGUAUUACAGAAGUUCUGAUUAGUGGGCUGAGCACUGCAAAGAUAACUAGUUUUUUAAACAGGAAAUAAAAUUCUGCUUUGUCUGACAGUCAUUAAGCUGUGAAUUAUAUUUAAUUGUUGCAUUCAUGUAUAUUUAUGUACUUUCAUGCAUGCUUUUUCAAAUGAACUUGCAUUUAAUCUUGUUUUUAAUAAGCAUUAUUAUAAAAUGCAAAAAUCAAGAUUCAAGGAUUAAGUAUGUUUCUUCCCGUUUUGUAAGGAAAUUAUAUUAAGAUUUAUUCAAAUUAGUUGAAAUUAAUAUUAAUAGCAGUGAAGAAAGAAUAAGCGUGUAAUACUUUGAAAUUAUAUUUUAUUAUAAGGCUGAUGGCUAAAUACUCUCUAGCCAUGACCACAACUGUGGAAGAUACAAAAAGCCCAUUUUUUUGGUGCAAUGCAAGGAUUUUCAUGUAGUACAGAAUGGGAAAAAGCAGGGGCAUUCUUCAUUUGAAAGAUGAAACCAGCCAUGUUGGUGCUUGACGUUCAAACCAAAUUGAGUAGAUGUUGAGUUUACAGGAGCUGUGCCUCCCCCUUGCAGUAGGAACCCUCAUGCUUCAAACCUGUGGAGGUAAAGUGCAUUGUAACAUGUAUGAGCUGUCCCUGUUAAAGGGAGCAUCCUGAGUCUUCUUUUCUCACAGCAAAAUCUGAAAUUCAAUAUUGUAAUUGAGGUGGAUGUGCCACAUUUCCAGGCAAAGCAUGAGUAUAGCGAGCUAGCUAAAAUGAGAAUGGAAAUGCUUAAAAGUUAUGUAUUGAAAAUUAUAAGAAGUGUGAAUUUUAAGGUUUUUUUUUAUUUUGGAAAUAACAUUCAGUUUAUACUAUGGAGACACUUUACUGUUGUCAGCUUUGUUUACAUAGGGUUGUAUGCCCAGUUGAUCUCUUGCCUGGUAAUAUGUGAUUUUAUGGUUUUUUUUAAUGUUUUUUUGUAAUUUUUACAGUCUAUUUAUGGAUUCAAUAUAGGGUAGAAAUAUCAAUGUUUUGUACUAAUUGUACUUAACAAAUGCUUUUGGAGUAAUUGGGUAGCAAUCUUUUAUUUGAUACCUAGUAAGCCUUUUUCUAUUCAAUUGCCUCUCAACUGCUGUGAGCAACUGCACAAGCAUUAAUAUGAUUUUCAUAUUUUUGUAGCUGGCAGUGAAACACUGUCUAACUACUUGAUUGUAAAAAAUACUGUAGCAAGUAUCUCAAGUGGUACUGAAUAAUGAAAUUUUUACUUUUAGUAUUUUUUGUGUGCAUUUCAUAAAAUUUAAUAGGCAUUUUUAGUGUUUCCCUGGUUUUGACAAUCACUAGUUUUUCCUCUUUUCCAACUUGAAAUUCUACUCUUUCUAAGGUGCUGUUGAAUACGGGUCAGUAUAAUCAAAGUACUGCUGGCAGAAAUGUAAAGAGAAGAAAUUCAAUAGAAAAGACCAUGAUGUUUUGUAUUCCAAGUAUGUACAGUACUUAAUAAAGAUGAUCCAAGCAAUAUUGGCCAAAGUUGUAAAUUAA